Musa acuminata subsp. malaccensis (wild Malaysian banana) is the source of this 3039-nucleotide messenger RNA. RefSeq names its product DEAD-box ATP-dependent RNA helicase 13. NCBI's taxonomy places the organism in Eukaryota, Viridiplantae, Streptophyta, Magnoliopsida, Zingiberales, Musaceae. The record is from RefSeq and is a predicted model, not a curated record. Gene Ontology annotation, molecular function: nucleic acid binding; RNA helicase activity; ATP binding.
GUUACCGCCACUCUCGUCCUUCCGCCGCACGCUGCCCCCUCGUUCUCGACGCCGCGAUGGACAAGCCAUCGUCGCCACUGCCGGGAAACACGAUCAAGAAGCAGCGAAAAGAUAAGAAGAAGGCGAAGCCUCCGAGGAGAGGAGAAGGUCCAGAGUCGGACCAGCUGGACUCGCUCCCUUGGAACGGGUCCCUCGCUGCCGAUGACUCCUUCUUGCUCCUUGGUGAAAGCAGCGAAGGAGGGUUUCUUUCUUUGGAGGAGAUAGACGAGUCGGAGUACGGGUUCAUUGGCGGGAUUCCGGAUCUCGAAGCUGGAAAUAAGAAGAAGAAGAAGAAGCUGUACUCCGACUUGAAGUCGAAGAAGAGGAAGCGAGGGGAAGAGAAUGGAGGGUCCGAUGGUUCUUGUGUUGUUGAUGCCGAUGAAGGUGAGGAAGAGGCUAAAAACAAAACGAAGAAGAAGAAGAAGAGUAGAAGGAAGAAGAGGAAGGGAGUUUCAGAUGAAAGUGGGGAGCCGAAGGGAGAAUCCACGGUGGAGGGAAGAGACAAAAAUAAGCAUCACAAUAACUUUGUUGGUGAUGAUGGUAAUGAAAAUUUGAUUCUGGAUGAGGAUGAAGUUUAUGCAUGGAAAGAGUUGAGGCUUCAUCCCCUUCUUGUCAAGUCAAUUCGUCAGCUUGGUUUCAAGGAACCCACCCCAAUACAAAAAGCCUGUAUUCCUGCUGCUGCCCAUCAAGGAAAGGAUGUCAUAGGUGCAGCAGAGACAGGUUCCGGGAAAACACUUGCCUUCGCACUACCUAUUUUGCAGCGCCUCCUCGAAGAAAGAGAGAAAGAAGGUAGAUUGAUCCAUGAAAAUAGAAAUUCAGAUGAGAAAGUUUUCAGUGGAGGUCCUCUUCGAGCACUAAUUAUCACUCCUACAAGGGAACUUGCAUUACAGGUUUCUGAUCAUCUGAAGGGAGGAGCAAAAUUUCUUGAUAUUCAAGUAGUCCCUAUUGUUGGUGGAAUGUCCACAGAAAAACAGGAAAGGCUUCUAAAAAGGAGGCCAGAGAUUGUUGUUGGAACUCCAGGACGCUUAUGGGAGCUUAUGUCAGCUGGAGAGCAACACCUCGUGGAGCUGCACUCAUUGUCCUUUUUCGUGCUUGAUGAGGCUGAUAGGAUGAUAGAGAGUGGCCAUUUUCAUGAGUUGCAAUCUAUCAUUGACAUGUUACCAAUGACAAAUGGAUCCAUGGAGCAAAAUUCAAAACCUACUGCAAUAUGCAAAACCAUUCCAACUUUACAGCGAAAGAAAAGACAGACAUUUGUGUUCUCUGCCACAAUAACCUUAUCUGAUAAUUUUCGCAGAAAACUCAAGAGAGGAUUGUCUAGUUCAAGACCAUCAGUGUCAGAUGGGCUAAGUUCUAUAGAAACACUUUCAGAGAGAGCUGGAAUAAGACCUGACGUUGCAAUAGUCGAUUUGACAAAUGCUGCAAUUUUGGCUCAUAAACUUGAAGAAUCAUUCCUCGAAUGCGAAGAAGAAGUUAAAGAGGCCUAUCUAUAUUAUAUAUUAAGUGUUCAUGGCCAAGGUCGCACUAUUAUUUUCUGUACAUCGAUUGCAGCUGUACGACGCAUUUCUUCCAUAUUGCGGAUUCUUGGCAUCAAUGCUUUGACCCUUCAUGCUCAAAUGCAACAAAGAGCCCGUUUGAAGGCAAUUGAUCGUUUUCGUGGAAAUGAGCAUAGUGUUUUAAUUGCUACUGAUGUUGCUGCACGAGGCCUUGAUAUUCCUGGCAUCCGAACUGUUGUUCAUUUUCAAUUGCCACAUUCUGCAGAGGUUUAUAUUCACAGAAGUGGAAGAACAGCACGUGCUUCUGCAGAUGGCUGCUGUAUUGCAUUGAUAUCACCUAGUGAUAAAACUAAAUUUUUUGCCUUGUGCAAGUCAUUGUCUAAGGAAAGCCUUCGACAAUUUCCUGUAGAUGAUUCUUAUAUGCCUGAAAUAUUGAAGCGGUUAUCUCUUGCCCGUCAAAUUGACAAGAUUCUGCGGAAAAAUUCCCAGGAAAAUGUCAAUAAGAGUUGGUUAAUGCGAAAUGCUGAGUCUUUGGGCUUGGAAGUGGUGGAGAGUGCCAGUGAAGAAGAUGUAGUAAAUGGAUAUAAGCAGAAGAAAAUUAGUUCCCUUCAAUUAAAGAAGCUGCAGCAGGAGUUGAAUGACCACUUAAAACAACCAUUCCAACCAAAAACAUUCUCACGUCGCUUUCUGGCUGGUGCCGGUGUUUCUCCUCUCGUUCAGCAGCAACUUGAACAGUUAUCGAAGAUGAACACUGUUGAUGCUAACAACUCUAGUAAGAGGGCUGGUUUUGUGGUUAUUGGUCAGGAUUUUGUUGAACCACUUCAGGCUCUUCGCAGUUCUGGUCAUGAGGUUUGUGUUAAUGUAGACAAAAAGAGAGAAACGCGAAGGCAGGCUGAAACCUGGAAGCGUAAAAAGAGGGAUGAAAAAAGGCGUCAGCGUGAGAAACAGAGAAAAGAUAGAAAAAAGGCGAGAGAGGGUAUCAACUAGCGUAUCUUAUUGGCGAGUACUUGAUCAAUUAAUAUCUUGCCCUAAAGAUUACAUGUACUGUUUACUUUGCCACAUUUCAUAUUUGAAUUCAUCCUUGAAGCAAACGGCUUCAGAUUAAGUAUUCACGGAGGAAAUGAGAUGGACAUUAAACACUAAUAAAAACAAGGUGUCUCAGUAGCAUCAUGGAGUUCGAUCUGCACUUUCAGUUUGGAGCUCAGAGAUCAAAGUCUUAACGGAAGUUGUACCGUGCAACUUUUGGCAUUGAUCGCCAAGUCUAGUCAGAAAAUUUUGAUUUGAGGUUUGUUUGGUGAAAAUUUUGGCACUUUGUUCAUGAUAUUUGUUGAUUUGGUUUCUGUACCUGUGCGCAUUAGCCUUCUCGUAUCUGUUUAUUUCCCUUGCGCUUAACUGUCACCAGUUCCACCACCUCCAAGAAUACUAUGAUAUCAGUCGGAACAUCAAUAUCAUAAUAUCUGUUGUAUUAUUUCUCAACGGUUUUGGAAGAACAUCAAUCCAAAUCUAA